Molecule: messenger RNA, 1763 nt
Organism: Parasteatoda tepidariorum (common house spider)
Lineage: Eukaryota; Metazoa; Arthropoda; Arachnida; Araneae; Theridiidae
Source: RefSeq, a predicted model, not a curated record
AGAGAGAGGAUAUAAAGAAAAAGAAUAGUUUACGAGCAAAAAGAGAGCAUGCCUAAUAGUUUUUAUGACAAGGCAAAUCUCCUGAACAUCACAUGACACAACAUGUAGUUUAUUCAAGAAGUUUUUACUUGAGAUUUUGAUCACUGAUAUGGUUCCAAGUUUUAUGAAAACAAUGACUCUGCCAUAUUCAAAAGAAAAAUAUCCCAUUAUAAUUUAUCAAUAUGUUCUAUAUAAAUUCUUUUCAGUGUCACCACAAACAUUGCAAAAUCUGUCUGUUGUUUUAUUUUGCGGAAAAUAGAGUGUGGUAGUAAUUUAAAAGAAUAAAUUAUUUUGUUUUAAAUUCUGUUAUAAAACGGUGCAUAAUGUAUUAAGUUCUUACAGGUGCGAUUACGACUGUCACAUUAAAGGUCAGUAAAUUAACAACAACAAUUUGACAUUUACCAUUGAAACUGAAUUUUUGCUGACUAUUCUGUCUCUCAAAUUAAUAACCUCUGGUUCAAAAUAUUAAAUGGAUGUUUUAAUCAUAACUGUGAAGUCGGCAGUUGAAGUGUUUGAUUCUGGGCUCUUCUAAUAAUCCGACUUAUGCUCUAUUGAAAGUUCACCAAAUCUUAAGACACUAAAUUUCUUCGAUUACUACCAAGAAAAAAAAUAAUAUAUCAAUAAAAACUGAUAAGAUGAAUCAAUAAAGAUGAAGUUUCUGGAAUCCGGAAUUGAGUAUGGAGAAUGGUAGACAUGAUAAACAUCUCGACUUUUAAAAGUUUAAUACUCUCGAUGCUGUCUGGAAUUCUCCACUCAGUUGCUGUAGCAAACUCACAACUUCUUGAAGAUCUCCAUGCUGGUCAAAUGACCACAUACCAUUUUAUAGCCAUUGCAGCAUUUUCCCUUCCAGAAACAGUUAAAAGUGCAGAAAAUAUUUUCGGACCUAAAAGUGCUCGCAUGUUCCUUCUGGUCCAAAGCAUAUGUGGUUCUAUUAGUACAUUUUUAACCUUCAUUUCUUAUGAAUAUUUACCAAUAGGAGUGUCAAUUAUCAUUCGAUCCACAAGACCAGCUUUUUUCGCUGUCGCAGCAAACAUUCUUUUAGGCGAGCCUUGUGGUUUAUUACUAUACAUUACGACAACUCUCACAAUAAUUGCAAUUAUAUUUACAGCACAAGUGCCACCCUACUUGUUCGACGAUAGUUUUUCAUAUUCAAAUGAAUUCUUGUAUGGAAUUGCAGCUGCAAUAUUAUCCCUAGUGUUUACUGCGGGACAGGUAAUUAUUACUAGAAAAUUAAAAACUGUUAAUCAUGCCGUUGUCACAUUCAAUAGUAACUGGAUGUCUGCCAUUUGGACUGGAGUUUUUGCAUCAAUAUUUGGUCAUUUCAGAUGGCACGAAUGCGGUUUGCAAAAACUGUACGUGAUUCUUUUUGGCUUCGCAAGUUAUGCGUCGCAGACGUUAUUAGUUAUAGCUUUUCAGUAUGAGUUGGUCAGCCCGGUGUCAACUGUCAGAGCGGCUUCAAACAUAAUUUCAUCGCUUUUGUUACAGACAUUUCUUUUUUGUGAUAUUCCUGACAUAUAUAGUACAAUUGGUGCAGCACUGGUAGGACUUUCGUUUCUCAUCGUUGGAAUGAAAAAAUGCAUUCCUGCUAUGCCAAAAGACUCUUAAAAAUAGUGAAAAAGAGUCAUACUUAUGAAACUGCUUCUUGAUAAAAUUCUGUAUUGAAUAAUGAUCAGUUUCAGGUUGUGUCAUUUGUUAGAUAUUCAUUAAAAUCAAUUUUUAGUAUA